Molecule: messenger RNA, 6665 nt
Organism: Amyelois transitella
Lineage: Eukaryota; Metazoa; Arthropoda; Insecta; Lepidoptera; Pyralidae
Product: unextended protein
Exons: 17
Coding region: 67-3135 (1022 amino acids)
Biological process (GO): transport; magnesium ion homeostasis
Cellular component (GO): plasma membrane
Molecular function (GO): transmembrane transporter activity
Source: RefSeq, a predicted model, not a curated record
AAUGUACCUUUAGUUUAGCGUAGCGGCGCAGUGCGUUGUUUUAUUUUGUAAUCAUUACGUUUUAAAAUGGCACCAAUGUGCAAAGUGCUACGGACUUGUGGUUUAAUAGUUUAUUUAGUUAUUGUAGUAGUGGCUCUUCAGGAUAGUAAUACAGAACCAAGAAUACAUAAGUUGAAAGUGUUGAAGAAAAAUUGUGUGGAAACAAAUUGUAAAUAUUUACUAAAUGCUGCUGGUGGUGAAUUUCUCGGUCAUUAUUCUUGGAGGUUGACCUCUGAGGGUGGUGUAGAGGGUGGUAACUGUGACGUGAGCUACCCAAAUUAUGAGAUACGCGAAAUUGAAACGAAUCAAUGGCAGACAGUGUCCGAAGUGACCGUGCCGAAUGAAAACGGAAAGAUAUACUUUUGUUUACGUUCGAAAAAUAAGGAUAACAGCCCCUAUAAUUGGAAAUGGGUGCACCAAGGCGAGGAAAUUUAUUUGGAUCCCAAAAACGACGAAGUUACGCAUUCCAUGGAGAAAAUAUCGCAAGCGACACAAACCACAGAUAUAUCACAAAACACGAAAGCUAUGGAAGACACAAAUUGGACAGACUUAUCGGGCGAUACAGAUGUGAACUAUUUGACUCCUAAACCUAGACUCACUAGGAGGGAACUUGACAAUAUUGAUAUAUUAUCCGUUGAUGAUAAUACUAUCAUAUUUAAAGAUCUUGUUAGAAGUCAUGGAUUCAACGACAAAGAUACCUAUAAUGGUAUGUCUGAUGAUGAUGUUGUCAAAAAUGUAGCCGUAAGACUAAAAGACAAACCUGUUGAUAGAAGGAAACGAGAAACACUCACUACGAUAUCUGAUGAUAGUCAAACUACACGUGUUACGAGACAAAUCACAGAUGUAACAGAUACGGUAGUGGCAGAACCGAUGGAGGUAGUUGUUGAUGGUGUAAGGAUUGAGGAUUCAGCGAAGGAACCGAAGAUAACUGAAGAUGGCGUGCCCAGUGUUUUAGCUGGCACGGCUGUCACUUUGAGGUUAUUUGGAGAUGGUCUCACACCACGUACAGUCAUAGCUUUUACCGAUUACGCUCAAGAUGUAGGAUCGAAAUGCAAGUUUAUGCUGAAAGGAGAGUACAUGGCACGAGAGGGUUCAGUUUCGCGAAAAUCCGCGUUGUUCGAUAUUGUAGCGCCACCAUCAACUACCGAUGCAAAAUUGUACUUAUGUGUUAAAAAUUUGAGAGAAAACGUAGUGGACUUGACAAAAGAUGAGGAUAAAUAUGUGCACCAAGGAACUGAUCCGUACAAAGUUUUCGCAACUCAUAACUCGCUUUUACCGCUGUGGGUGACGUUGAUAUUGAUACUCGUAUGUUUGAUGUUCUCCGCCCUGUUCUCCGGAUUGAACUUGGGUCUCAUGUCAUUGGAUCGGACCGAGCUGAAGAUUAUAUCAAAUACAGGCACGGAACAAGAGAGGAAGUACGCUCGAGCCAUCAUGCCCGUCCGGGACCACGGGAACUAUCUGCUCUGCAGCAUUUUACUUGGCAACGUUGCUGUGAACUCCACCUUCACUAUACUACUGGACGAGCUGACUUCGGGACUGUUCGCUGUGAUCUUCUCAACGUUGGCCAUUGUACUCCUGGGGGAGAUCACCCCUCAAGCGAUAUGCUCCAGGCACGGGCUCAUGGUCGGAGCUAAGAGCAUAGUGGUCACUAAGGCAGUUAUGGCGCUAACGGCACCGCUAGCAUUCCCAGUGAGCAAACUACUGGACUACUUCCUGGGGGAGGAGAUAGGCAGCGUCUACAACAGGGAGAGGCUCAAAGAGUUGGUCAAGGUGACUACGGACGUGAAUGACCUUGACAAGGACGAGGUGAACAUCAUAUCUGGUGCCCUGGAGCUGCGCAAGAAGACAGUGUCCGAUGUGAUGACCAAGCUGGAAGACGUGUUCAUGCUGCCCAUCAGCUCCGUGCUGGACUUCGAGACCAUGUCCGAGAUCGUAAAGUCGGGCUACUCCCGUAUACCAGUGUACGAAGGCUCCCGCACGAACAUAGUGACCGUGCUGUUCAUCAAGGACCUGGCGUUUGUGGAUCCCGACGAUAACACGCCGCUGAGGACCCUCUGCCAGUACUACCAGAACCCCUGCAACUUCGUGUUCGAGGAUGUCACCCUGGACCUGAUGUUUAAGCAGUUCAAAGACGGUCACAAAGGUCAUAUGGCCUUCGUCCAUCGCAUUAACAACGAGGGGGAGGGUGACCCCUUCUACGAGACCAUAGGGUUGGUCACACUCGAGGACGUUAUUGAGGAAAUGAUCCAAGCCGAGAUUGUGGAUGAAACCGACGUAUUCAUGGACAACCGCACGAAACGCCGCCGCAACCGUCCACAGAACAAGCUGCAGGACUUCGCCGCGUUCGCCGAGAGGCACGAGAACCAGCACAUCCACAUCUCGCCGCAGCUCACCCUGGCCACCUUCCAGUUCUUGUCCACGAGUGUGGACGCCUUCCGCCCGGACACCGUCUCGGAGACGGUACUUCGUCGGCUUCUACGACAGGACGUGAUACAGCAUAUAAAAGUGAAGGGGAAAACGAAGAAGGACCCUAGCACUUACGUCUUCCAACAGGGGAAACCGGUGGAUUACUUCGUGUUGAUCUUGGAAGGUCGCGUGGAGGUGACAGUGGGUCGCGAGAACCUCGUCUUCGAAGCUGGGCCGUUCACUUACUUUGGGGUUCAGGCGCUCAUGCAGAAUGUUGGUGUUGCGGAGUCCCCCACGCCCUCGGCCAUGGGCUCCCUGCAGAACAUCAACAUGGAUUCCCAGCUGCGCCACACAUUCGUACCGGAUUACUCGGUGCGAGCCAUCGCUGAACUCUUCUAUCUCACUGUCAAACGGUCAUUGUAUUUAGCAGCGAAGAGAGCCACUCUGAUGGAGAAGGGUGCUUUGUCCAAGGGCGCUACGAACGAGCAGUUCGACACUGAAGUUGACAAGUUACUGCAAUCCGUUGACGAAGACAUCAGCAUCACUGGCGAACACAAGACUCCUUCUAGACAGGUGUCCCCCAACCCGAUCCCCGUGUCGGCUUCGCCCCACACUCGCGCUUCGUUUACGCGUCGCGCUUCCCCGGCGAGAGAUAUUCAGUGUGACGAGCAAGAGAAACUGUUAAAAUGAAUUGUUACAUUGUGUCCUUGUAUUAGGUAUCCGGGUAAUGAGAAUGUAUACAAAAAUCGCGCAUAAAAUCUCUUUUGCAAAAUAUAUCUUUUGCAAAAUGCCUAUUUUUGCAAAAAUAUACCUUUGGGAAAAUGUCUUUUUUUUGCAAAAUAUCUAUUGCAAAAGAUAUUUUUUGCAAAAUGUAUCUUUUUACAAAAUGUCUCUUUUGCAAAAUAUAUCUUUUGCAAAAUGCCUUUUUUGCAAAAUAUCUCUUUGGCAAAAUGUCUUUUUUUUGCAAAAUUGCAAAAGAUAUCUUUUGCUAAAUGUAUAUUUUUACAGAAUGUCUCUUGCAAAUUUUCUCUGUGGCAAAAUAUAUCUUUUGCAGAAUGUCUCUUUUUUGCAAAAUGUCUAUUGCAAAAUAUAUCUUUUGCAAAAUAUAUGUAUCUUUUGCAAAAUGUCGAGUCAAGGACUUAAAUCAUAAUUUUCUAUGAUGAUAAUUGAUUUUGCAGGGAUCUAUAUUUAACUAACAAUUAUCAGAGCGAAAUCGUUAAUCAUCAUCAAAAAUAUAUUUAUAACACAUUGUAUUUUUUGCAAAUUGCGCGCUCUAAUUCCCUCAGUUCUCUAGAGAUUAAAAAAUAUAUAUAUUUAUAGUUCUCCUGGAUACCUAAAAAAACAUAUAGAAGAGAAAAAUUAUAGUUUGUGACCAGAGUAUAACAAAAAGAGUGCAUCUAAAUCGUUUUUUUUUUAAUGCAACUGGAAUCUUGCUAUUCGAAGAGAAAAACCGGUAUUUUUUAACGAUUCUAAAAAUAUGCAGCUGGGGACAUGAUUGAAAUAAAUAUAUACGGGACAAAUUACACAGAUUGAGUUAGCCUCGAAGUAAGUUCGAGACUUGUGUUACGAGGUACUAACUCAACGAUACUAUAUUUUAUAAUAAAUACUUAUAUAGAUAAACAUCCAAGACCCAGGCUAAUAAGAAAAAGUUAUUUUCUCAUCAUGCCCUGGCCGGGAUUCGAACCCGGGACCUCCGGUGUCACAGACAAGCGUACUACCGCUGCGCAGACGCCGUUAAAGAAACCGUUAUUUUUUUACAAUUACAAAAAGAUGCAGUUGGGGACAUGAUUGAAAGAAAGAAACCGUUAUUUUCAUGGUAUCGGUUACAGUUAUAACUUCUCUUUUAUUUUUAAUUUCUCAAGUUCCUAUAUUACUUGUGUUUAAAGUACUUAACAUUCUAGUCAGUAUUAUGAACGAAUGUAAUUCUUUUGAAUCUCAUUUAUUUUCUGUCAACAGUAUUAUGAGGAUGGAAACUGUCAAAGUGUUAAAAAUGAUUAAAUAAAUAUAAAAAAAAUUAUGUCAUCGCGGCUAUACGUUGAUUAAUGUUACAUUCAAUGCAAGUACAUAUUUCAUUUCAUUUUAGGAAUAAAUUAAAAAAAAUACAAGGAAUAGAUAAUAAAUCACUUAGUAUUUACAAAUAGGGUGCACUUAUGUAGGUGAUAAACAUAUAAUGAAUAUUAAAAUUUAUAAUAAUAUCCACUGAUUGGAAUUACCUCAGUAUUCAUAGUUCUAUUGUGAAGAAUAUAAAUAAGAUUUUAUACCACUUAGAUGAUUGAUUCCAAAUCCUUAUUUAUAAAUAAUAUAUAAAGUAAAUAAUGUCUGUCCGUUGGAAAACUGAACUGAUGAACCCAUUUUAGUGGAAUUUGAAAUGGAAAUGGUUGAAGAACCGGGGUCAAACUUGGCUUAAAGACGAACUACGACGUAGAAGCUUCCUUAGUUGUCUAUUCUUUAAAAACCUCUUUAUUAUCAGUGAUGUGCAUUCAGUUAUUUUCAUUUAUAUAAAAUAUUUUUGUCUGCGGUUUUUAUUUUUAAUUUAUGUUGCGCUCGUCAAUUUGUAUAAUCUAUCAGACCCACGACGCAAGUAUAGAAGUUAUGUGUUGUUUAUUUAAUGAAAUUUAAUUGAAAAAAAUAAACCGACUAAUUUAAAUUUUCGUAGAAAAUGUAUUAACAUUAACCGGUUAUUGUGAAAUAGUGACAGACGAAUUUAUAGUUGAGCGAAAUUCUCUUUUACCAGUGAAUUUUAUUAGUUUAUAGUUUAUACCUUGUAGACUGAUGUUUUAGUUUAGAUAUGGGCGUGAAUACUUAAAAUGUAAUGUAAGAAUUGUUAUUUGAUUUAGUAAACUCAUCCACGAGUAAUGAAUUUGUAGUAUUAUUAAAUAAUUUUUUAUAGGUGCAUGCCAAGUAGCUUCUGCAAAUAGUACUUAAUUGUGUAGUUAUAUUAAAGACGUUUCUUUAGUGAUAAAUACGGCCACCAGAACGCCUUAAAAGUACAUACUAACCAAUGUAUAGAAUUUAUUCAGAUUUCAUUGUUCAGAUUAAAUUACAAUUAUUAUACAUAUGUGAAUUAUGCAAAUAAAUGUUUAAAUUCUAUAACUGCGUUCAACAAACCUUUGGAAUUGUCCGACAAAAAAUAGACAAAAUAUCAGAAUAUAGUUUCUGAAAUUUUAUUCAGCAAGAUGGCUCCCACUUAAUUAUCUUUAUCAGGUACUUUAUUUUUAAUGUUUCUUAGGUGCUUGUUUUCCUUAUAAUAGUAAGUAUGAUGUAAACUACAGAGCUGGAAAACGGUUUUACAGAAACCUUUAUUAUUUCGUUCUCAAUUGGUUUUUUUUUUAGUUUACUUCAAUAUUUUCUGUUCCGUACCUACGUAAUAUAACGCUCUCUAGUAGUAUUACAUUUUAUUAUCAGGUUUGAGUUAAGUCUCUGAGUCCUUAUCAUAACAAUCUCAAUCGUAACAUACAGAUUUAAAAAAAGGACAAUUAUUAUCGGUACUUAAUUACAUUUAUUUCCAAGUGGAAACUUGUAAAUAAUUGUGAUAUAUUUAUUAACCCAGAUCUGAGUAUUAGUAUUGUGUUGUACACUGCGCGGUUGGAACGCUGCUUUCGAACGCUCCAAUGUCAAUGACAUCCGUGUAAAAUGAAAAUUAGUCAUGGAGACUGAUUUUCAGUCGUCAUAUCAAAUGUAAUUUAUAAUAUUGUAUUUAAUUUCGAUAUUUAGUCCACAUUAAAAUCAUGUGUUUCCAAAAAACAAGUAUUAUAUAGAUUAUAUAUGGACUUGUUAAUAAUAAGAACCUGUCUUUUUUACUUAUAAGUUACAAAACCCAUCGAUUUAAGCGACAGAGCUUUUGUAGUCGCCUAAACCUUUUUAAUUUUUAGAGCUUCAUACGUAAACAUAUGACAAUAAAUAGUUAAAACGUGUUAUUAAAAAUAAACUUCAUGUUAAUUAAUAAAUAAAUAUACUUCUCCAUUUAAGUCUGUUGUCACUAAAAAUAAUGGUGGUAUUAAAUAUUUUAUACUUAUUAGUACCAUUGGUAUAAUUAGAUUACCCUGGCGCGAUGCUUAAUCUGUUUGUGUUUUAAAAUAUGUAUUUGUUUUUCUAAUAUCUAGUUUCAGAAACGCAGCGUUCCAACCGUCCCGUGUGUAGUCUACCUUAGAUGUUAUUAAUGUAUUAAUGUGUUGAGGAAAAUGUUGAUUGUUAAUGGAAAUAAUAGUUAAGAUCAUUUG